AUGCUUGAGACGCCUCCUCUUCCUCUAGUAAUUCCAUCUGAAAAUGGGCUUCCCCCAGACUUGUGUGUUCUAAGACAAGGUGCAGUGCUCGCAGGACGGGACUCCACUGAUACGUCGCUGGCGACUAAGCUGGAUGCGUCGAUGGCGUAUGCGGACGCGCUUCUGGCGUACUACUACUCCACAGCGCAGGAUGCGGUGCUAGAGGAGCACAUCACAGUAGCCAUGGUAAACGCAGCCUACUUUUACCAGCAAUUGUCACAGGAAAUGUUGCAAACAGCGUACGUGCAGGGCUCCAAGGAAGCGUGGGCUGCCAGCGGUUUGUACAACAAAAGGUGCAUAGGGCUGCUACAAUUUCUCGUUCGCUCUCAGAUUCCGCGCACCACCCAAUUACUGUCCACGGUGCAGAUGUACAUGCGCUGCUGGGCUCUAUCUCAGCAAUUGGGUGUGGUGAUCUUGUCGCUCUCGAAGCUGAAAUCGCAGGUGUGCGGUGGAACUGGGACUGGAACUGGUGGUACCGCUGAAAAGUACGAGAGGCUGCUAGAAUUCCAAGAAUCAGACCUCAAAGAACUUUCGAAAUCCAGCGUCCUCUACGCACGCUUAUGCAUCGGUUGCCGAGACAUGUGCUCGCAACUGGCGAAUACAGAACUCGCUACAGCAUCCCAGUAUCUGGCUCGGUACCUUGACACUUUAACUUAUACUUUGCUGUCCCUCGACGCCUAUAAAGAAGGCCAAUGCGGACUAGCUCUCGGCAUGCUUGCUGCUGCUAUAGAUAGCCUAUCACAAGGUCUUGUUACACGUAAACAAUUGAAGUUAAUUCAAGACAAUGUGAAGCUCAAAGACAGGCUGACAUCUAAAAUAAAAGAGAUGAAAAUCGAGGGGAAGCAGCUGCGGUCCAAAUUUAAAAAAUCUAAAAGCCCCAGUGCGUCUGCCGACCUGGGCGGCAUUUACAAUAAGAACGCCUUACAUCCAUUCCUGCAAUCGACUUUAAUUGACUUUAUCAUUCCAUUAAUCAUGCUCCUGCAAUAUCGAUAUCAAAUAACUAACGAUAAGCUCUUUUACCAGCCUGUUGUCAAAGAUUCACAGGAAUUGUCCAAACACAGGCCGCAAGGCAAGGCCCCGGACGCCAACGGUAUCGAUUGGAAUUUCGACGGACAACAUUUGACUGAAGCUUCCGGCGGAAAGAUUGAUUAUUUCUAG
This is a messenger RNA of Lachancea fermentati, 1197 nucleotides long. The record is from the annotation of a GenBank genome assembly. Lineage: Eukaryota; Fungi; Ascomycota; Saccharomycetes; Saccharomycetales; Saccharomycetaceae.